Messenger RNA from Drosophila elegans, 2672 nucleotides. RefSeq names its product heat shock protein 67B1 (gene Hsp67Ba). Gene Ontology annotation, molecular function: protein folding chaperone. The transcript has a single exon. The coding region runs from base 149 to 1510 and encodes 453 amino acids. Gene Ontology annotation, biological process: response to heat; protein refolding. Lineage: Eukaryota; Metazoa; Arthropoda; Insecta; Diptera; Drosophilidae. The record is from RefSeq and is a predicted model, not a curated record.
UCGGCAUUCAGCCAUAAGGGCUCAAACGCAGUCCAGUUGGAGACCAGAACGGAUCGCCGCCGGUUCCCAGAAGAAACUAAUCCCCUAAAAAACCUAAAAAAAUUUGUAUUUAAACCUAAACUAAAAGACAGUGAAGAUAAAAGUGAGAAUGUCGCUGAUACCGUUCAUACUCGAUUUGGCCGAGGAGCUGCAUGACUUUAAUCGCAGUCUGGCCAUGGAUAUAGACGACUCGGCAGGAUUUGGGCUGUAUCCUCUGGAUGCUACGACACAUACGCCACAGAUAAGUCGUGGCCUGGGGCGUGGAAAUGCCAUGAUGUGGGUGCCCAUUAAGGGUCAGUCCCCGGUGCAGCAGCAGCAGCAGCAGCAGCAUCGUCAUCAUCCGUACAAUCGUGUGGCUGGAGCCAAAACCAUGUGCUGCAAUAAGUCGCUGCUGGAACUGGAAAAGGAGCUGGGCGAUAAGGGCACUUCCGGCGGAAGUUCCGGCAGUGGCAGCCAGCCGACGGCCAGCAAAUCGGCCUACUCCGUGGUCAACAGGAAUGGCUUCCAGGUGAGCAUGAAUGUGAAGCAAUUCGCGGCCAGAGAGCUCACCGUCAAGACCAUCGACAACUGCAUCGUGGUCGAGGGACAGCACGACGAGAAGGAGGAUGGCCACGGGGUGAUCUCGCGCCACUUCAUCCGCAAGUACAUCCUGCCCAAGGGCUAUGAUCCCAACGAGGUGCAUUCCACUCUUUCCUCGGACGGGAUACUAACGGUCAAGGCGCCGCCUCCGCUUCCCGUUUCCAAAGGCGGCCUGGAACGACAGGAGCGCAUCGUGGACAUCCAGCAGAUAUCGUCGCAGCAGCAAAAGGAUGCGCAGCCGCCGAAACCGGCAGAGGCAGAGCAGCAGACGGCAGCUAGUGCUCCCACUCCCAAUGUUGCUGCACCCACUUCCACUCCCACUCCCACUCCCACUGCCACUGCCACGCUCUCGCUCACUCUCGUCGAGAGCAACGGUAAUGGUCAGGAGGAGACAGAAGCAACUGCUCUCUCUCCCUCUAUUUCAAACGAGACUGCUGCCACUGCCGCCGUUGCAGUGGAAACCCCUUCCACUGCAGUAAACACUUCCAGUGCCAACAAUGGCGUUCCAGAGCCGGAAUCCAUGGAAGUGGUUGCCAAAAAUGAAGAGGCUGCCAAGGAGGAGGACCCCACACCCGAUCCCGUAGAGAGCAGCGAAGGGGAGCAGAAAACAGAGGAUGCCAAUGCCAACGAAGUGGCCAUAGCCUCCAAUAACGGUAAUGGAGCAGUCAUAGCCCCCGAGGAUGUGGAAAUGCCGCUGGCCAAAAAACCCGAAGCUCCCACAGAUGACAGCAAAGAGGAGAAGGUGGAGAAGGCGGAGAAGGUGGAAAAAGUAGAGAAAGUUGAGGAGAAAGGCGGCGAGGAGCUGGCCGCCGUGGAUGCCGCCAUACUCCUGGCCAAAAACCAGGGCGAAAACGGUGCCACUGCUGCCAAAACCGAGGAACUGGCCAAGUGAAGACUGAACAAAAAAAAACAAUUUAAUAACUAAGAACAAAUAAUAACCUGCACGAGUACGCGUGCGUUUUAUUCCAUAAAUGUUUCUUGUGUUUUUUGAGCUAGAGAAAAGCUGAUGGGGAAAAGCACUCAAUUACUAUGCGUGGGAGAUAGCGAACGAUAUAUGUAUGAUUUCCUAAAAACAUAUGUGACAACAACUACAAGUAUUCCAGUAAAACUUAAAGACAGAAACACAAAAUAAUGUACUUAACAAUAAAGCGGAAAAACAAAAUAAAAAAAAUUGACGUUUUGUCUUCAUUGUCAGUUGUCUCUUUAGAGCUCUCUCUUUAAUCGACAUAGGAAACGGCAGCUCUCUUGGAUUUUCUCUUAAGUUUCGUGGUUUAUGAUUGUCUCGCAUUUUCUAGACUCUUCUAGAUAAAUAAAUUUUAUCUCCCUUUUUAUUUUUCACUCUCGUUCUCUCUCACUUUUUACGCACACUUUCUGCACGGGAAAAAAUAGUAUCAUAACAAAUGUAAAUUUAGAUUAGAUGCCUAGAAUUACAAAAAAUUUGUAAUAUAAUCAGCCGCUAUAUAACCAGUGCUGUAAACUUCUGGUAGGGAAUGGGAAAAUGCUUUUUUUCGUACCAUAAAAGCCUUGGCAUUGUCCCUCUCACAUAAGUUUGGAAACUAGAACAGAAUUUAACUUAUUUUAAAAGAAUUUAUUACUUUAUCGGCGAAAUGGAAAACUGGAACAGGUCUGGAAUGUUGGAAUCUGUUUCAAUCUUUCGAAAGUAAAAAAGGGCUGAUAAUACUUACAAACUUAAUCUUAAUAUAAAAUAAUAAUAAAAAAUAAUUUGUUUUCGGUGUAUCAUACCCUUUUCUUGUUGCGUACUCUCUUUCUUCUCCCUCUCGCCUAUCGUCUUAUUUUUCUCUCUCUCUCUUUCGCUCUCUCCACCACUUUCUGGACUCUUCUAGAAAAGCUCGGCGCCUAUAAAAGCAGCGCUGCUUUGCAACGAGAGCACAGAUCGAAUUUGAAAGUCAAGGAAGUCGCAUCGCAACUCAGCCUUAAAAGCAGAACUUAAAAAAAAGAAAAGGAAUAAAAUAAAAUACUUUUGCAAGUCAUACAAGUUCAUUCAACCUAACCAAAAAAAAAAGAAAUAUUUUAACCCUGUCGAAAAUCUAACC